Molecule: messenger RNA, 1047 nt
Organism: Penicillium argentinense
Lineage: Eukaryota; Fungi; Ascomycota; Eurotiomycetes; Eurotiales; Aspergillaceae
Exons: 2
Coding region: 1-1047 (348 amino acids)
Source: RefSeq, a predicted model, not a curated record
AUGCACUUUUCUACGGCCGCAGUUGCCUCUCUGGCAAUUUCCUUACCCGUUCUUGCCCUCCCCAGAGCCUCAUCCUCGAGCAGUCUUCAAAACGCUGCCGAUGCAGUGCCAGGAGAAACCUCUCUCUUCGUCACUUACCCAGGCAAGGAGACGCCACUCGCCCAAGAAUACCUACGAGCCAACCCAGCAACAGGCUCAGGCCCCGCCGGAGACGACGACCUUCUAUUCCAAAACCUUCUGGCCGCCGAAUGGGUCAUCUACUCCUUCUACCAGCUCGGCGUAGAGUCCUUCACGAAAGAGAACUUCACAAAACUCGGCUGGCCAAACACGACUUACGAGCGAAUCGUCGAGAUCCGCGACAACGAAGCCGGACACGUCCGCAUCUUCCAAGAUCAAAUCACUAACAACUCCGUGAAGCCCGCUCCAUGCAAGUACCAGUUCGAGGUCGGUACCAACCCGGAAUACUGGCUCCUGCUACAGACCUACCUCGAAGCCUCAAGCAUGGCCUUCCUAACCGGCCUCGCCCUCCAAGCCGACGUGAACACCUCCAAGGCCGCCCUCAUGGCAAUCGGCCAGACGGAAUCGCGGCACAACACUUGGUCGCUCAUCGACGUCUGGAACGUGAGCCCCUUCGCCGGGCCCUCGGACACAACAUACCCCUACCCAAACCAGAUCCUGGAUCUGACGAACAACUUCAUCGUUCCGCGUCAGAACCUGCCCCAGCUGGAGUUCUACAAGAAUGGGACUACGGCGAGUCCUGGCUCGGAUAUUCAGCUUGCCUAUCAAGAUCCGAAGCAUGUGCCCUCGUUCGAGGAUGACAAGCAAUACUGGGUUGUCUUCUACCACGGUGUUCAGAAGGUUAGCCUUCCUUUUGACCCCCACAAUAUGCGGGUUAAGAUUCCGGCUCAGUUUGAUGUGAAUGUUGGCAUCAUCAUGCUCAAUAUUGCAGAUGAGGAGGAUGCGCCGACACGAGAUAGUGUUGUUGCUGGUCCCUUGAUUCUGUUGGAGCAGCCUGUCGCCUACAACAAAGUCAUUUCUGCGGUCUAA